Malaclemys terrapin pileata is the source of this 7183-nucleotide messenger RNA. It is a transcript of the gene MYBL2, whose product is annotated as MYB proto-oncogene like 2. Gene Ontology annotation, molecular function: DNA-binding transcription factor activity, RNA polymerase II-specific; RNA polymerase II cis-regulatory region sequence-specific DNA binding. Gene Ontology annotation, cellular component: nucleus. Gene Ontology annotation, biological process: regulation of DNA-templated transcription. Lineage: Eukaryota; Metazoa; Chordata; Testudines; Emydidae. The record is from RefSeq and is a predicted model, not a curated record. The transcript is spliced from 15 exons. The coding region runs from base 4816 to 7017 and encodes 733 amino acids.
AAUGUUUGUUUUUACAGACGCUUGCAGUUUUUUAAUUGCACUGUAGAAGAGAGGCCACUCAUCUGUGAUUGUUUGUUUUUGUGAGCUGGAGAGCAGAAUAUGUAGCCAUAAGUAGAAUUGGGACUGAAACUCGUAGAAUUCAUAUGCUAAUCUCUCACCCUGUGGCUGCCUCCUCUUGGCUGUCAACCAGAAUGAAAAUAAGAAGUAGGUUUGUCACUACAGAGGAAAAUAUGAGCUUCCAAACAGAGGGGAAGAAAUAUACUUAGGCAAAGAUAAGAUUCUUUCUGGAUCAGUGUUUUUAAAAUGCAAGACACCAUGUAAAUUUAGAAGGGGCAGCCAUGUGGAAGACUACAUAGGAUUUAAAAGGAACAUUUUCACACAGUUAAUUUCUACAAUUUAAGGUGUUUUUCAAAACCAAAAAGCCACACCAUACUUUUUGCAUGGAUUUAUUCUAUCCAUGGGCUAUUUACCACCUGCUUAAUGCAACAGUGAGGCCUUGUCUAUGCUACAGGGGAAAUUUGAUCUAAGCUACGCAAUUUGAGUUACGUGAAUAGUGUAAUUCAAAUCAACGUAGCUUAGAUCUACUUACCACAGGGUCCUCACUAUGCGAUGUCGACAGGAGAUGCUCUCCCGUCGACUCCCCCACAGUUCUCGAUCCAGUGGAGUACAGGAGUUGACAGGAAAGUGAUCUGUGGUUAAUUUAGUGGGUCUAGAUCGACCGCAGAUGCAUCAAUUGCUGCUCAGGGAUCCUGGGUAAGUGUAGACAAGCUCUGAGUUACCGCAUAAAAACUGAAAUUAAAGUGGAAGUGAUUGAUCUCUAAUUGUACAAGGUGAAUGUAAAGCAAACAAGAAAACCAAGAGCAUAAAUGGUGAAAAGGUUUAGCAUUUUUCCAGUGUUAAUAACCAGCUACUUGUCCUUGCCCCCCUUUACACAUCUCUUUUUCUUAAUCGUUUUUAAACCUGUAAUUGGCACUGCACGAGAGCGCCCCUUCCUCAUUUAUGUAACUGUGUAUUAUGCAUCUGAGGCCCAAACCCACACAAGUAACCACCUCCUUUCUCCCCUCCUGUCUGCCAUGCAGUCAGUGAUCCCUGGCAUCUGUUUGUAGUCCUGGUCUGCCCUAUCACUACCUUCAAAGUUGCUUCUUCUGAAAGGCCUUUCAUCUUUGUCCUCUUCUAGUGGUGUAGUGAAGAUGAGUGAAAAUCCUAUUCUUUCUGCUGCUGCCCUGUGCUCCCUCCCCGCAACAUGGGUGCUAAAACAACUUACACUGCUUGUCAGGAAGAGAAGCUAGCAUUCUUUCCUGCCUAAAACACCUAGCAUGCUGUUGACACUAUGCAAAUAUGCACUAUAUGCUGCUGGCAGAAGUGGCAAUUCCAUUGACUUCAUAGACUUACGCCAGCUAUGAAUAUGGUUCCCAGCAUCCUUUACUCUUUACACAAGGGUAGAACUUUUAAAUUCCAUAGUGUCCCCGUCUGCCCUAACAACUCGGUGGUGGUGGUGGAAGAUUAUCAUGCUUGAUCAGAAAUCACAUUUUUAAAAAAGGCUGCUGUGCUUUGUGUUUUUAUAAACUUGUUACGCCGUUCACCCAAAACACUGGUGGGUACAAUCCAGCUGAAGAUUUACACAACCACCUUAAGCUUUCCAAGACUGUAUUAAUACCAUUCACCAAAGCAUCACAGGCUCCAGCUGAACUAAACUUUUGCCCAAUCCUACUGGUAUUUAGGGAGUGAUAGAUAGCUCCAGCCUGUGCUGUUCUUCUGUGUUUAUACUUCAGACUGUAAACAAAUGCUUCCUUUAGAAAGCUUUUAAAAGGUGUUUUGCCACCUGUGCUUGUUUUUGCAAUAAUAUGUUUUAGAAAUAAUAGUCAGCAGAGCGCUCUGAGAAUGCAGAAAAAGCAGUGUGUGACUAACCCAAGAGCUAGGGUUUAUCCUUUAGUAUUUCUGGUGUCCCUGUUUGCCUUGCUCAUGGGCCUACUGUAGUGAGCUUUUAAAUAAAUUGAGGCAUUUUCACUAAAUUGUUAUAACCUGCAGAUUAAGCUUCCUAGGCUGAUAUGUAGAUAGGGAUAAUAAUGCACUUCUCUCCUUUAAAAAAAGAACUAGCAUCCAUGGAGAGACAGUGGCUCCUGGCCACCUCUACCAGGAAUCCCUCCACUUACACUGAAAUCUCAUGAUUAUAUAGUUCUUCCUUCUCAUUUCAUUCACCUAAUAGAAGUUGAAACCAUCAUAGCUGUUUUGCCAUGUGGAUGGUGGUUUAAGAGCAGUAGCCAGUCAGAGGGCAGGGAUUUGUAGUAGAACUGCUGUAACCACUCUAACUUUGAUUUUCACUAACUGUACAACAUGCAACUCCUUAUUUGUUAGAUACUAAUCACAGACAGGCUUCAGUGUAACAGGCUUUGUCUAUUAUACUUGCAAAAAUCAGCCUAUAAUUCCGCACAAGCAGAGAUUACUAUGUAGACAGGAUGUAGAUGUUUUUCUACCUUGUCUUCUAACCCUCCUGAAGUACCUGAGCCCUGUGUACACUCAGGCCCUCAUAGUCAUGUGUUAUGGAUGUGAUAUAUGCCUGUGUAAACAUAGCCACAGAAUAAGAAAAUGCCUCCUUGCUGUAGUGAGUCAGUUACUGCACCCCAGCCUGAUGCUUUACUUGUAAAGGAGCAUUGCAGAAUAACCUGCAUCACACCCACAAGGAAAUUAAAAUGAGUGCUGUUUUCAGAAACAGACUUCUCAUUUCUACUCUUGUGGGGCCUACUGCAUCACAGCCCCUUACAUUAGCCUGAAGGAGUGUAUUUUCUUCUUCAUAUGUUCCCACCUCUCUCCUUAGGGACCAAAGCAGGAGGUUGACUGUUCAGUUAGCAAAAGGUAUGCUUUUGUUCAGCUGUUAGCCUCUGAUCAGUUUAACUGCUGGAGCAUUUUCUCUUUUCAGUCGGGCUCGGUAUACCCUAGCCAUGAUUCUGACUAAAGUGAGUGUAGUAACUUGGAGGUUUGACAUGGGUAAGACCUACUGCAGAUUAAAUGACUAUUUAAAGAGAUCUUAUACUUGGAGUCAUCCAGGGAGUGGUGGCAGAGAACAAAGAUACUGUUCAAGCUCACACCUGCUAAAGAACUCCAUGGUCAUGAAUAAACUACCGUAUAAUGCAUUAUCCCUAAAGCCAUCCACAAGCAAGAAUCAGUGCUUCUCUGUGGAACCUCCACCCUUUCCUCAUACCUCUUCAUCUGUCAAGGCCCAAAUAUAGGAUGCAGAGAAUGCUGAAUUCAUCCAUAAUAAGAGACACCAAAAUUAUUCUUGCACAAAACUUAAAAUGCUGUAGGUUUCCCUCUGUCAAUGUAAGUGACUAUUUGUACUCUGUUUCUUGUGUCUGUCAGUUGAUGAAAAUUAUUUACAAUGAAAAUGAGAGGAUACUAGACCGGUAUGGAAUGAAGGGAACUUUAGAAGUAAGAUGAGAGGUGCCCCUGAAAACAAAGAUCACGUGAGAAGUUCCUAAGAAACCCACUUCCUUCCACAAGGGCCAUAUGAAGUGAUUACAGAAAUAAUACACCAAGCUACGUCAACUCUGUAUGCCCCAGCACCUUCCUAUAUUGCAAAAUCCUACUUCACAAGAGAAGGUGACUAAAAACUGCCCUAAGGUUAAUCUUACGUGAGAAAAGGCUUCAGCUGCUUUAUAAACACUUAGAAGAUGCUCUGACUUCUAAGCCAGGGGUUCUUAAACUUCAUUGCACCGUGACCCCAGGAGCGGGGACCGAAGCCUGAGCCCCGCCACCCCGUAUGGGGCAGCCAAAGCCCAAGCUCUACCACCCUGGAUGGAGGGGAGCAAAGCUGAAGCUUAAAGACUUCAGUUGCAGGCAGGGGCCCUGUAGCCUGAGCCCUUCAGCCCUAGGGCUCCAUUAAAAUAGGGUCAUGACCCAUAGUUUGAGCUGAGAACCACUGUUAUAAGUAUUAAAGGACAGGACUCUGAGUCAUGGGAUCCAAGAUCUAUUCCUGGCUGUGUAAGUUAGGGAAACUUAAGAGAAGUGACUUGCCCAAUCUGUAAAACAGAGAUUUUAAGAGGGACCUGAAACCUUUUCUGGGGGUUGCAUGCCCUUGAGCUAGUCACUUCCCCAUCUGUAAAAUGGGGAUAAUGAUAUUCCACUUCUCCAACCUGGCUUCUUUAUGUAGAUUGUAAAUUCUUCAGGGACUAUCUGUGUUAUUACAUAGAAUUGCCAGGAUUCCACAGCUACCCUUAGCAGCCUAGUCCAGCGCUUAACUUCCCUUACAGCAAGACCUCUUUCCCCAAUAGCUAACCCAUGUCCCGUGCUGCACAUUAAUCCUGUUACUUCUCGUCUUAUCUUCAACGGGCGUGUGGGUUGCCCGUCGCAGUGGGGCCCCUCGCCAAUACUGUGAUUUGCAACAAGGGAAACAAGCCGUCGUCAACGCAGCCUCCUUCAAAGAGCAGAGCUGCUCUUUUGUCCUUGCCAGGCUCCCAUAGAGCUCAGACUGUUUUUCUUCCUGCCUGAAGAGGGAUCCGCAGCGGCCCGCCCCGCAGCCGGGCUGAUUCUCCUUGCCCACGUGUAGGCAUUUGCGGGUGGGGGGCGCCUUCUAAGCCGCCUCUGGGCCCUGGCCCGUUUUCUCGGGAUGCCCUGUCCAUCCCGUCUCCUGGCCGGGCUUUGCUCUGGGCGGAGAUAACGCAGGCACCUGGGCUCGCAGCACUUCAGCCUGCAGGAUGCUGAACAGGUCAUGGCUGCUCUCCUGCGGCGCUCCGCCACUCACACUUUCCCAGGGACACUGCUGAGCUGUCUUCAGUGUGAUGUAGCGGCUUGGAAACAAAGAGGAGGAGGCAGCAGCAUAUGACCCGCCAGCUCUCCAAAGGUCACCAGAAAGUGGUCCAUGGACAAGAGUUUGGGAGCUGCUGCAAUUACAUCAGUGAUGAAUGUGAAUCCUCUCCUCAAUUAUUUUAUCCUGGGUACCCAUUAAACAAACCAGUGUCCUGCAUACCUGAGCACUCAAGUGAGGAGCAAGAUGAGCUGCAUUACCAGGACACAGACUCGGACGUGCCAGAGCAGCGGGAGAACAGGUGCAAGGUCAAGUGGACUCAUGAAGAGGAUGAAUGGCUGAAGACGCUAGUGAAGCAGUUUGGACAGAGCGACUGGAAGUUCCUGGCAAGUCACUUUCCCAACCGCACCGAUCAGCAAUGCCAGUACCGGUGGCUGAGGGUGUUGAAUCCAGACUUGGUUAAAGGGCCUUGGACCAAGGAAGAGGAUCAGAAGGUAAUUGAAUUGGUUAAAAAAUUUGGCACAAAGCAAUGGACACUGAUAGCAAAAUACCUGAAAGGCAGGCUGGGGAAGCAGUGCCGGGAACGCUGGCACAACCACCUGAACCCCGAGGUGAAGAAGUCCUCGUGGACGGAGGAGGAGGACCGAAUCAUUUUUGAGGCUCACAAAGUUCUGGGGAACCGCUGGGCUGAGAUUGCCAAGCUGCUGCCUGGGAGGACUGACAAUGCUGUGAAGAACCACUGGAACUCCACCAUCAAACGGAAAGUGGACACAGGAGGUUUCCUCAGUGAAACAAAAGACUCUGAGUCCCUGUACUUGUUGGUGGAGGUGGAGGGCGAAGAAAGCCAAAGUGUCCAGAGUGCCGGGAACCAGAAAAACCUACACGCUAGCUGGCCUGCUGAUACCUUGGAAAUAAAGGAGGAAGAAGCCAGUGAGGAGGAAGCAACUGGUUUCCAGGAGCUGCCCUCUGAGCAAGCAGCUGCAGCACUGGCAGAGGACAAUGCCGAGGGGGCCCCAAAGGACGUGGCGCCUGAAGACGCAUCACCGGACGGCACCUUUCCAUACAAAUGGGCAGCUGACACUGCCAACUACUUGAGCCUGACGUCGGGACCAGCCUUUACGGAAGCUCUGGAUAUGAUGGAAUCGGACCCAGACGGGUGGUGUGACCUGAGUCACUUCGACUUGCCUGAGGAUCCAGCCGCUGGCGACAGCAGCAGCAACAGCCCGGUCAGGCAAGCCCCCAGGAAGCCCCCAGCUCCUGUACCCCACGUGACAGAGUAUCGCCUGGAUGGCCACACCAUUUCAGACCUGAGCAAAAGCAGCAAGGGCGAGCUGAUCCCCAUCUCCCCCCGCUCAGAGGUGAGCUCUGGCACGCCGCCCUCGGUGCUCAAGAGGCAGAAGAAGAGGAAGAUCUCCCUCUCGCCCGUCACGGAGAACACCAGCUACUCCUUCAUAGACUCCUGUAACAGCAUGACGCCCAAGAGCACCCCGGUCAAGACGCUGCCCUUCUCCCCCUCCCAGUUCUUAAACUUCUGGACCAAACAGGAUACACUGGAGUUGGAGAACCCGUCCCUGACCUCCACUCCUGUGUGCAGUCAGAAGGUGAUAGUGACCACCCCGCUGCACAGGGACAAGACUCCGCUGCACCAGAAAAACUCAGCAUUUGUCACCCCAGAUCAGAAAUACGUAGCAGACAACACGCCCCACACGCCCACGCCUUUUAAGAACGCCCUGGAAAAGUAUGGCGCGAUACGGCCACUGCCGCAGACCCCUCACCUGGAAGAAGACUUGAAGGAAGUGCUCCGGAGCGAAGCUGGCAUCGAGUUGAUCAUAGAGGAUGACGUGAAGCCUGACAAACAGAAAAGGAAACAAGGACUGCACAGGAGUCCCAUCAAGAAGGUCCGGAAGUCUCUCGCCUUGGACAUUGUGGAUGAGGAUGUGAAGCUGACUGUGUCCACCAUGCCUAGGUCCAUCUGCUUCAAAAGAGCACAGCCCGUGAGUUUCCUCUCGAGGUCUCUAAACCUUUCCUCCUCAAGCAGCAAGGACGACAGCGGUUUGCUCAAUAGGGGAUUCGUGCAGGUGCAGGUGAAGACCGAGAAGACUUCAUCCUCCAGGAAGAUCCCAAGCCAAUUCAGACCACCCGCUCCGAUGUCCAGUGCAUGGAAAGUAGUGGCUUGCGGUGGAACCCGAGACCAGCUCAUCAUGCAAGAGAAAGCUCGGCAGAUCUUAGGUGCAUUAAAACAGAGCCACACGUCAAGGACAUUGAUCUUAUCAUGAAGGAUUGUUGGUUUUUCUCUGCUUUACGUUUUUUUUUUAAGUAGAGGAGGGGGAAAAAGAACACAAAGAAGAAUUCUCUUUGGCAAAGACACUGUUUAUUUUUCCUUUUCUGAAUUCCAUGUUCCCUGCUAGAUCCAUAUUUUAAUAAAUUGUGCUAAAUACUGGA